UACCUUGGAUCAUAAGUCAUAACAAACUUUUGAUUUCUGACAUUUGAAAUGGAUUGUGAGACUAAGUUAUGGCUGGUAGUUCUUUUUUUGUUCUCCAGUGCAAUAUAUUGUGUUGUUGGAGAGCCCCAAGUACCUUGUCUUUUCAUAUUUGGAGAUUCUUUAUCAGAUAAUGGAAACAACAAUGACCGUGCUACUGGUGCCAAAGCUAAUUACAAACCUUAUGGAAUUGAUUUUCCCGAUGGUCCUACCGGAAGAUUUACAAAUGGCAGAACUUCUGUUGACAUAAUCACUGAUCUUUUGGGAUUUGACCAUUAUAUUCCACCCUAUGCAAAUACCAGUGGUUCAGACAUUGUUCAAGGUGUUAAUUAUGCAUCCGGUGCAGCAGGAAUUCGCAAUGAGACUGGAACACACAUGGGUCAAGAUAUCAGCAUGGGAUUGCAAUUAGAACAUCACAAAGAUAUUGUUUCCCAGAUCGCCGCGAAACUUGGAAGUGACAAAGUGCAACAACAUCUUAAUAAGUGCUUAUAUUAUGUAAAUAUAGGAAGCAAUGAUUACCUUAACAACUACUUCCUGCCAGAACAAUAUCCAUCUAGCAGAAAGUACAAUACUAACCAGUAUGCUGUAGCUCUUAUCGAAGAACAUGCAACUUAUUUAAAGGCUUUGUAUGAGCUCGGAGCAAGAAAGUUUUCUCUGAUUGGAUUGGGGCCUAUCGGUUGCGUUCCACACGGGAAAACUGGUAAAUUGUGUGUUAAAGAGGAGAGUAAAGCAGCAAAUCUUUUCAAUGACAAACUUAAAUCUCUUGUCGACCGUUUCAACAAAGAAUUACCUGAUGCAAAACUCAUCUUCAUUAACACUGCUAUCAUGAAAGAUAGUAGCUUAUAUCCAAAUAUGGAGAUUUUGAAAUGUUGCAAAAUCGGGUCAAACGGACAGUGUAUCCCUAAUGAGGAACCAUGCAAGCAUAGAAAUUUGCAUCCAUUUUUUGAUGGAUUUCAUGCAUCUGAGGUUGUCAACAAAGUCACUGCAAAAUUGGCUUAUAAUGCUCCGUUUCCUGCCUUUGCGCAUCCAAUGGAUAUUAGUCAUCUUGCUAAGUUGUAACAAGAUGAAUCUCUCCCUCUCUUGGUCAUGUUACUUAUCGAAUUCUUCAACGCAAGAAAACUCUCAUCAUAUCCUAGAGUUAAAGUUUUCGUGAAAAUAGAGAGUUCAAAUCACUUGUGCGGUCGAUUUUACCACGAUAUGGAAAGUAGAAUAGGGUUGACAAACAUGUCGAUUAAUGUGUAAUCUCCAUACUUAGUGUCUUAAUACACAAGCUAAAUAGAUCAUAGAAGCUUUCAUAAUA
Vicia villosa (hairy vetch) is the source of this 1336-nucleotide messenger RNA. RefSeq names its product GDSL esterase/lipase At1g29670-like. The coding region runs from base 49 to 1095 and encodes 348 amino acids. The transcript is spliced from 4 exons. Gene Ontology annotation, molecular function: hydrolase activity, acting on ester bonds. The record is from RefSeq and is a predicted model, not a curated record. NCBI's taxonomy places the organism in Eukaryota, Viridiplantae, Streptophyta, Magnoliopsida, Fabales, Fabaceae.